Adineta steineri is the source of this 546-nucleotide messenger RNA. The record is from the annotation of a GenBank genome assembly. NCBI's taxonomy places the organism in Eukaryota, Metazoa, Rotifera, Eurotatoria, Adinetida, Adinetidae.
AUGACAGAACAUCAACUAGUUCUUUUGAAUGCAAUUGAAAAAGGACAUACUUCAAUUGUACUUAAACUUCUACGAAAUCAUAUUAAUUUAGAUGUGACAGAUAUUUAUGGUAGAACACCACUCAUGAUUGCAGCUAAAUAUGGUCGAACUGAUAUUGUUAAAGUUCUAUUAGAACAUAUGGGAACAACAGGUAUCAAUACAGAUCAUGGUGGAAAGACCGCAUUACAUUAUGCAGCUGAAAGUUCAGAAUUACCAAUCAUUAAAAUAUUAUGUAAACGUCAAACACCAUCGAUGACAAUGGCAACAAUACGAACGAAACUUAUCCCACUUGAUUAUACACUUCGUAAUACUGAUAUUCAUCCAAUAUUGAAUAAAUAUACUGAAGGUGGUGAGAUUAGUGCUGGUGAAAGUGAUGAUGAUGAUGAAGAUGCACCUAUGCCUGGCGUCUACGUCAAAUCGAAGAAGAAGAAAGGUAGUGGCAAGAAAAAAGGUGGCAAAAAAUCAGGAUCAAAGAAGAAAAAGAAGGGUGGAAAAAAGAAGAAAUAA